UGCAGGCGCUCGGCUUUGGUGCCGGGCGGGAACGCGGCGGCCGCCCGCUUUGCGCGGUUCGUGCGGGUGCAAAUGGUGUUCGCCCAGGCGUCGAGCCGGACAUGGCGACCCUGAGCCUGAUCCCCACCCACCCCGCCUCCCUCGAGCCCGCCGCCUGCUCCGCCCUCCCCUCCUCCCCGCGCCUCCUUUGAUGGCUCGAACCUCGGCCGGCCACUGCCAGCUCCCCUUGCGCGCAGAAGACGCGAGCUGCAGCCGCUGCGGUCCGCGGGUAUUAAUAGCAAAGCGCCCAAGCACCAGCAGCAGCCCCGGCCCCGGCCCGGAGCCGCUGCGGCCCUCAGCAGCCCGGGAGCUCGGGAGCUGCUGAUCCGGGAGGCGGGGAGGGGAGCCAGAGCCUCCCGGGAGCCGCCGCCGUGGAGAUACCACAUAAGCCUCUUUAAUCAUGGGAGAAAUAGAGCAGAGGCCGACUCCAGGAUCACGACUUGGAGCCCCGGAGAAUUCGGGGAUCAGUACUUUGGAACAUGGACAGAAGCUGCCCCCAACACCUUCAGGAAAACUCAUGUCCAUCAAAAUCCAGAUGUUGGAUGAUACCCAGGAGGCAUUUGAAGUUCCACAAAGAGCUCCAGGGAAAGUGCUGCUGGAUGCCGUGUGCAACCACCUCAACCUCGUGGAAGGUGACUAUUUUGGCCUCGAGUUUCCUGACCACAAGAAGAUCACGGUGUGGCUGGAUCUCCUAAAACCUAUUGUGAAACAGAUUAGAAGGCCAAAGCAUGUUGUUAUUAAGUUCGUGGUGAAGUUCUUUCCACCUGACCACACACAACUCCAAGAAGAACUUACAAGGUACCUGUUUGCUCUGCAGGUGAAGCAGGACUUGGCUCAAGGCAGGCUGACGUGUAAUGACACCAGCGCUGCCCUCUUGAUCUCACACAUCGUGCAAUCCGAGAUUGGGGAUUUUGAUGAAGCAUUGGACAGAGAGCACUUAGCAAAAAAUAAGUACAUACCUCAGCAAGAUGCCCUGGAAGACAAAAUUGUGGAAUUUCACCAUAACCACAUUGGACAAACACCAGCAGAAUCAGAUUUCCAGCUCCUGGAGAUUGCCCGUCGGCUAGAGAUGUAUGGGAUCCGGUUGCACCCAGCCAAGGACAGGGAAGGUACUAAGAUCAACCUGGCCGUUGCCAACACAGGCAUCCUAGUGUUUCAGGGUUUCACUAAGAUCAAUGCCUUCAACUGGGCGAAGGUGCGGAAGCUGAGCUUCAAGAGAAAGCGCUUUCUCAUCAAGCUCCGCCCGGAUGCGAAUAGCUCGUACCAAGAUACUUUGGAAUUCCUAAUGGCAAGCCGGGAUUUCUGCAAGUCCUUCUGGAAAAUCUGUGUUGAACAUCAUGCCUUUUUUAGACUUUUUGAAGAGCCCAAACCAAAGCCAAAGCCUGUUCUCUUUAGUCGAGGGUCAUCAUUUCGGUUCAGUGGUCGGACACAGAAGCAGGUUCUCGACUAUGUUAAAGAAGGAGGACAUAAAAAAGUGCAGUUUGAAAGGAAACACAGCAAGAUUCAUUCCAUCAGGAGCCUUGCUACACAGCCUUCAGAACCGAAUUCAGAAGUGCCAAAACAAGCUCAGCAGAAUGCCAGCCUUACAUUUGGAGAAGGUGCCGAAUCACCGGGCAGCCGGAGCUGCCAGCAAGGAAAGGAACUGAAAGUUUCAGCUGAAGAUUCUGGGCCGCACCAAAGCCCUUCUCUGCAAAAGAGCCCACCGAGUAACAAGAAGGCAGAUGGAGCCAUCGUAGUUCCGAUGGAAGAAGAGGAGGAGGUCGUUAAGGAUAGGACCCAGCAGAGUAAACCUCAGCCCCAGCAGCCAAGCACAGGCUCCCUGACCGGUAGCCCUCACCUUUCGGAACUGUCCAUCAACUCGCAGGGAGGCGCGGCGCCCGUCAGCGUGACCCUGUCGCCCAGCCUGAGCCCCGACGCCAAGCAGGCCUCCCCGCUGGCCAGCCCGCUGCUGAGCGACCAGGCGUGCCCCAGGACGGACGACGACGAGGACGCCCGCAGAAAGAGAUUCCCAACUGACAAAGCAUACUUCAUUGCGAAAGAAGUCUCCACCACCGAGAGAACCUGUCUGAAGGAUCUUGAAGUCAUCACUUCGUGGUUUCAGAGCACAGUGAGCAAAGAGGACUGCAUGUCCGAAACACUGAAAAGUCUCAUAUUCCCGAAUUUUGAACCUUUGCACAAAUUUCAUACUAGUUUUCUCAAGGAAGUUGAGCAACGACUUGCCCUGUGGGAAGGCCGCUCAAAUGCCCACAUCAGAGGAGAUUACCAAAGAAUCGGCGAUGUCAUGCUGAAGAACAUCCAGAGCCUGAAGCAACUGACAGUUCACCUGUGGAAGCACAAUGAGGCCUUGGAAGGGCUGGAGAAUGGGAUCAAGAGCUCCUGGCGGCUGGAGAACUUGUGUCGAGACUUCGAGCUGCAGAAGGUGUGCUACCUGCCGCUCAACACCUUCCUCCUGCGGCCGCUGCACCGGCUCGUGCACUACAAGCAGAUCCUGGAGCGGCUGUGCAAGCACCACCCGCCAAGCCACACUGACUUCAGGGACUGCCGAGCUGCUUUGGCAGAGAUUACUGAAAUGGUGGCCCAGCUUCAUGGCACGAUGAUCAAGAUGGAGAAUUUCCAGAAGCUGCACGAACUCAAGAAAGAUUUGAUUGGCAUUGACAAUCUUGUGAUUCCAGGAAGGGAGUUCAUUCGCCUGGGAAGCCUCAGCAAGCUCUCCGGGAAGGGGCUGCAGCAGCGCAUGUUUUUCCUGUUCAACGACGUCUUGCUGUACACCAGCAGAGGGCUGACAGCCUCCAACCAGUUCAAAGUCCAUGGGCAGCUGCCCCUCCACGGAAUGACUAUAGAGGAGAGCGAAGACGAGUGGGGCGUGCCACACUGCCUCACGCUCCGGGGCCAGCGGCAGUCCAUCGUCGUGGCUGCCAGUUCUCGGUCGGAGAUGGAAAAGUGGACUGAGGACAUACAGAUGGCGAUUGAUUUGGCAGAAAAAAGCAGUGGCCCCACCCCAGAGUUACUGGCUAGCAGCCCCCCUGACAAUAAGUCCCCGGAUGAAGCCGCAGCCGCCGACCAGGAGUCCGAGGACGACCUCAGUGCCUCGCGCACCUCGCUGGAGCGCCAGGCUCCUCACCGCGGCAACACCAUGGUGCACGUGUGCUGGCACCGCAACACGAGCGUCUCAAUGGUGGACUUCAGCAUUGCCGUGGAGAAUCAGUUGUCUGGGAACCUGCUGAGGAAGUUCAAAAACAGUAACGGCUGGCAGAAGCUGUGGGUGGUGUUCACCAACUUCUGCCUGUUCUUCUACAAAUCACACCAGGACAAUCAUCCCCUCGCCAGCCUGCCUCUGCUAGGAUAUUCACUCACCAUUCCCUCAGAAUCCGAGAACAUCCACAAAGACUACGUGUUCAAGUUGCAUUUCAAGUCCCAUGUGUACUACUUCAGGGCUGAAAGUGAAUACACAUUUGAAAGGUGGAUGGAGGUUAUCCGAAGUGCUACCAGCUCCGUCUCCCGUACCCACAUUUUAAGUCACAAAGAGUCUCACGUGUAUUGACAGCUGGACACACCUGGUUUUCUCAGUGGCUGCUUUUCUGGAGGACAUUUACUUUCUUCUGUAUUAAUGAAGCCUAGUAAAAUUAACACCUGCCUGAAAAACAAAAACAAGGUUCUACAGCAAUUCUCAUCUGUCUCUGCAGCACCACUUUUAACCUUGUCUUUCAGCUGUUCCUUUCUCAUCCUAAUGGAACAGUGUUCCCACCUCUGAUCCGGUGAGGCGUGUUUGUCAUUCUCUUGGUGGGCUCUUUUUUAGCUUGUGCCAGUAUUAAUAUAGUGCCAAAUGACAACUUUUCCUCCACAACUGCACCUUAAUAGCAGUACCGACACAUCCGUUCAACAAAAAGACAGGGCAAUUGCUCUUCUUUUUCUUAAAAAAAAGGUAAUUUCAUUAUUUUGAUCUAUAGGCUGUUGCAUUUUUAAAAUGGAAUAUACAUUUCCAGGGUUUGCGAUACACAUGACUUAGUCUUAAGCAAAUGAGAUCACUUUCAGAUUUCGUUUUUUUUUUUCAACCUUUCUACUUUUAUAAUAGAAAAUUAGUAGGACUUCUUUGAUUAAUAAGCAAUUUGCAGCACACAACGUUCCACUUUGGGGGUUUCACUCUCCAACAAGACACUUCUUAUCAGAUCUACUUCUUGGCUCAAGUUGACCAAACUGUAAGUGAUUACUAUUUACAAAAUGUAGUGAGUUGUUUUUUGUUAAAGAGAAGCAGAAAUCCAGUGCAAUAUCUGGGCUAUCACUGUACUGUGGGUGGUGUAUACAACGGGAAGACACUAAGCUGUGAUGUUUUGCUAUUUUGUUUCAAAGCAUGAAAAAUCUGUAUGUCAUUCAUCAGGGUCAUCUGUGCUAUGUUACGUUGUUACGUUAUGGAGAGUUUUUGUGAGUGUCUGUGGAUGCAAAAAUACUAUAAAGUAAUGGUACGUAGUUCCCCAGGCACCUGUUACCAUAUCUAUAUCCUACAGCAACUGUGGUUGGAAACCGCACAUUCUAUAGUAGUAUAUAUUGUGCCUGUCUUCAGAAGUCAGCAUUCUCUCCUCUUUUUAUACUCAUUCCGCCCCUCCCCCAGGCCCAGGGUGUGGACAGUGUCACAUUGCUCACCCCUGACAGUCAGACCACACAGGGAACGCGGUUCCCAGCAACUGCUUGGGCCCACUAGACGCAAAGCUUUUGCCUCUUCUUGAUGGUUGGUGAUAGGGGUGACUGCUAUUCCCCCACUAUGAAGGUCCUUCCUAAUGCGACACAAACAAUCCAGAGGCAGCAGCCAGUUCAACAUAGUUCUCUUCCAGCACCCUACACUACAACCGGGAAAGCCUGCCUAAGUUAAGAAACACAAAGGAACACACAACCUUGUGGAACGGACUGGUAUACGUGGAAACGGUGAUUUAUAAAUGGAUCAGUAGCUUGAGACGUGUUAAUCAUUUGCCUUACAAUAUGUACCAGAUGGUUUUUAAGUACUAACAAAAGGGAAUAAAAAUACCUCACGCCACAAUCCAGCAUAUUGAAGGUUCAAGGCAAAACAAC
Molecule: messenger RNA, 5100 nt
Organism: Choloepus didactylus (southern two-toed sloth)
Lineage: Eukaryota; Metazoa; Chordata; Mammalia; Pilosa; Megalonychidae
Gene: FARP1
Product: FERM, ARH/RhoGEF and pleckstrin domain protein 1
Exons: 27
Coding region: 440-3580 (1046 amino acids)
Cellular component (GO): cytoskeleton
Molecular function (GO): cytoskeletal protein binding; guanyl-nucleotide exchange factor activity
Source: RefSeq, a predicted model, not a curated record